Messenger RNA from Theobroma umbraticum, 1112 nucleotides. RefSeq names its product membrane steroid-binding protein 2-like. The record is from RefSeq and is a predicted model, not a curated record. Lineage: Eukaryota; Viridiplantae; Streptophyta; Magnoliopsida; Malvales; Malvaceae. Gene Ontology annotation, cellular component: endomembrane system; membrane; endoplasmic reticulum.
AACAUAAAAUGUAUAGACAGAAAAUUGCAUUGGGGUGACCAUCAAAGCCAUCCUGUCCAAUUGAGACCAAAACUACUGAAGACGCUGAGCGGCGACAAAAAGAAAAAAGAUCUUAGCGAUGGCUUUGCAGCUAUGGGAGACUUUGAAGGAGGCCAUAACGGCGUAUACGGGUCUAUCUCCGGCCACUUUCUUCACGGUUCUUGCUCUGUUGUGGGCCAUUUACUAUGUCGUAACGGGUCUGUUUGGGUCGUCCGGUGAUCAACAUCUACGGACUAGGGCUUUCGAGGAGCAGAUGGAGCCACUCCCGCCUCCGGUCCAGCUCGGCGAGAUUAGUGGGGAAGAACUUAAGCAGUAUGAUGGUUCGGAUUCAAAGAAGCCACUCCUCAUGGCCAUCAAGGGCCAGAUCUAUGAUGUUUCUCAAAGCAGAAUGUUUUAUGGACCCGGUGGACCAUAUGCACUGUUUGCUGGAAAGGAUGCUAGCAGAGCUCUUGCAAAGAUGUCUUUUGAAGAAAAGGAUUUAACUGGGGAUAUCUCUGGUCUUGGUCCAUUCGAAUUGGAGGCUUUGCAGGAUUGGGAGUACAAGUUCAUGAGCAAGUAUGUUAAGGUUGGAACCAUCAAGAAGACCGUUCCAGUAACUGAAGAGACUGGCAGUGGUGAAGCCUCAGGAGCCACAGAAAGUGAUGCUAAGCCUGCUGAGGAUGGUCCAUCUGAUAGCGCAAUUGCUGGAACUGAGGAAAAAUCUUCUGGUGCUGAUGCUAAGGAGGAGUGAUAUGGUUGGGCUUAGUUCUUGCUGUUUUUAAAGGGUGAUCACUCUUUCUACCGAAGAUGCCGCAAGAGAUGGAGUAAUGUUGUUUGCAAUUAAUACUUAGUGCAGAAUACUGUUUUAGCAAACUGGCUUAGUUCAUCAAAAAUAAAUCAAGAUGUUAAAUCUUUCGGGAUUCAGGCAAAUAAUUGUGAUGUUGAGCUGGUUGAUGUGUAGCCCGGACUUACUUUGUUCACUAAAUCAGUAGGUGCUGUGGGUGCAUUAUAAGAUAUUAAAACAGGUCCUCCCUUUCUCUCGAAUCUCAAUGCAUGCUGAAUUGUUCAGCUAGGGUUUACAAUCUUUCCUUGAA